Messenger RNA from Lagopus leucura (white-tailed ptarmigan), 3650 nucleotides. RefSeq names its product zinc finger protein 501-like. The coding region runs from base 229 to 1602 and encodes 457 amino acids. Gene Ontology annotation, biological process: regulation of DNA-templated transcription. NCBI's taxonomy places the organism in Eukaryota, Metazoa, Chordata, Aves, Galliformes, Phasianidae. The transcript has 6 exons. Gene Ontology annotation, cellular component: nucleus. The record is from RefSeq and is a predicted model, not a curated record.
UGAUGACAUCACAUCGGGCCUGGAGCGGAAAGCGGUGUGCAGACGGGGAAGAGUGGCGGACACCGAGACUGAAAUCUUGCGGACUGAAGAACAGGAGGAGACCUCAGCGUGCACACCGAGUGAUUCUCAGGGAGCUCUCCCCCGAUCUGGCCGCAGGUUUCCUGAAAUACGGCUUUUCUAAUGUCUGCCUUUCACCUGUGAUCAUCCCAGCCUCCAGGAGUGCAGAAAAUGGCUGCAGUGGAUCCAUCUCAGGAGCCCGUGACCUUUGCAGAUGUGGCCGUGUAUUUCAGCAGGGAGGAGUGGGUGCUGCUGGACCCUGUGCAGCGAGUGCUGUACCGGGACGUGAUGCUGGAGACGUACGCGUGUGUGGCCUCGCUGGCCCCAAAACCUGCAGUGAUCUCCAUGCUGGAAGGAGGGGAAGACCCCUGGAUCCCAGAUGUACAUGGCUUGAAGGACAUGGCAGAAGACCUCAGCCCAGCAGAUGAUGGGAUCACAAACAUAAAGGAGUAUCUGCAGAGAAGUGGUGUGGCUGAAAGGCAGUGGAGUAGUGCCUCGUUGGGAAAAACCAGAAGGGAUGUGCAAGGGGGCCUGGAGCAAGGAGAGCACUUCGAGAAGCAACAGGGAAACCCUCCAGGAGAGAUUGUGAGGAAACCCCUGGACUGCAGCACAAGUCAGAAGCAGCAGAUGGAAGAUGCAAGGAGCAAGGAAGUGUGCCGGGAGGAAAGGCAGCACCCAAAUGCUGAAUGUGGGACCAGCUUUAAAAGGAAUUCCGACCUUGUUAACCACCAUUGUGUCCGCUCAGUGAAGAGAUUGUGCAAGAGCUCUGGGUGUGUGAAGAGCUUCAAAACAAGAUCCAAAUUCACUAAUCAUCAGUUCCUCCACACAGGAGAGAAACCCCUUAGGCGUUCUGAGUGUCCAAAGAGCGUCAAAAGCAACUCUGAAUUGAAGUGCCACCAGUGCAUCCACACAGGAUACAGACCUUACAAGUGCCAUAGAUGUGGGAAAAGCUACAAACAAAGUUCCCACCUUGUUUCCCACCAACGCAUCCAUUCAGGUGACAGAACCUACAAGUGUUCCACGUGUGGAAAGGGUUUCAAAAGCAGUUCAGAACAGAAUCACCAGCACAUCCACACAAGAGAGAGACCCUUUAAGUGUCCAGAGUGUCUAAAGGGCUUCAGAAGCAGUUCCUACCUCAUUGGCCCCCAGCGCAUCCACAAAGGAGAGAGGCGAUAUAAGUGCACUGACUGUGGGAAGGGCUUCAGAAGCAGUUUCGACCUCAUUGUCCACCAGCGCAUCCACAAUGGAGAGAGACCCUUUAAGUGUACUGAGUGUCCAAAGAGCUUCAGAAGCAGCUCCUACCUCAUUGGCCACCAGCGCGUCCACACAGGAGAGAGGCCAUAUAAGUGCACUGACUGCGGGAAGGGCUUUAGAAGCAGUUCCAACCUCACCCGCCACCAGCGCAUCCACACAGGAGAGAGGCCAUAUAAGUGCACUGACUGUGGGAAGAGCUUUAAAAGCAGCUCCAACCUCACCCGCCACCUGCAGUGUGUCCACACAGAAGAGAGACCCUUUAAUUGUCCUGAGUGUCCAAAUUGCUCCUAAAGCAAUUCUGAAUUGAAGUGCCACCAGUGCAUCCAUACAGGAUAUAAAACAUACAAGUGCUCUGUAUGUGGGAACAGCUGCCAUUGAUGUUCCCAAUUUGAUUCCCACCAGAACAUGCAUUCAGGACACAGAGCCUGCAAGUGUCCCAUUUGUGUCAAGGACAGGCAUGUUAGAAGCGAAGAUGCACCAGCACAUCCAUAAAGGAGAGAGACCCUACAAGUGCUCAGCGUGGGAAGAGCUUCCGCAGCAGUUACAAGCUCAUUUGUUACCAGUGCAUCCAAACAGGAGUAAGACCCUUUAAAUGCCCUGUGUGUGGGAAGGGCUUUAUAAGCAGUUCUAAUCUCAACUCCCACAAGCACAUCCACCAAGGAGACAGAGUGUAGAAAUGCCCCGAGUUUGGGAGUAUCUUCAGAAGCAGUUCCUGCCUCGUUACAUACCUACACAUCCUCACAGGAGGCUAAGUUUGCAGUGCCACGAACGCGGGAGGAGCUUCAGCCAGACCCCAGCCUGAUCAGCCACCUGUAGCUUUGUGUGGUUAUGAGCCUUACAAAUCCCUUGAGCAGAGGAAGAGCUUCACAGCUAACUCAUCUUAAAAACACCUUGAAGAACAUACUCCUUGCUCGGACAGGUGGAACUGGUUUAAUGAGGUACAGCCAGCAGGGAGCACUCACUGUAAACAUAAUGUGGUCACAGAAUCGUAGAAUGGCCUGGAUUGAAAAGGACUGUAAGGAUCAUCUAAUUUCAACCCCCCUGCUGUGUGCAGGGUUCCCAACCAGCAGACCAGGCUGCCCAGAGCCAAUCCAGCUUGGCCUAAAAUGUUACCUAAAAAGCUGUGAUUGGACAAGGAGUGUCUAAAGAUACCAAAAAAGAGAUACCAAAAAGACCCUCUGGGUUGUAUUCUGGUUCACAGGGGAGAGGUUGCUGGUGAGCCAAGGGGAAGUUAGGUAGCCGACUAGUAAGUGUUUCCUGUAUCCCCUUUAGUCCCUCCAUAACUGGGUUAAUCUCUAUUUUGUCAUGAGCUUCCUAUUUAUUGAUUUUGAGUGGUCUGGAAGAUUAAAGCAACACAUCCUACUAAGAUCCUCACAACCGUGCCUCUUCAGUUAGUUAGUCCAGAUCCCUUACCUCAAUUCCUUUAACCUGUAUGCUAUUGGGAGAAAAUAAAGAUAUUCUUGCUCGGACUGGCAAAAUAUCUUUGGAGGUAUAAACAAGUUAAAGACCAUAACUAUCCAUGCCAGACAGACCCUCUUGACAUGGUCACGAGACAUCUAGCUUGUACACCUGGCAUGGGUGUCAGCAAAUGCUAUAAAGACCAUUGACAAGCCCCGCCAACACUGAGGUGGCUUUGUGGAGGCGAGUGGCAAGGAGCCAUGUGUGCGUGUAUGACAAAGGAGCAGGCAGCGGAUUGCCAGAUGACAGAAGAACCCCUCAACUGUACAUGGAACCCGCUUUACAUUCCCCUGAGCGAGAGCAGACAGAGGAGACGACCUGCACAGAAGGAGGUGAGCGCCAACAUCGAGCUGCAUCUCGCACAGGAGUGGUUCCAUGGCAAGCCGGGGGCAGGGCACGGUGGGCGGCACAUCGCUGAGUGGCUGAUGGCAGAGUACUGUGCUAAGAUAGAGGCCCCUGACAGCUUCUUCCUGGUCAGGGAAAGUGAGACUUAUGUUGGGGACUACAUUCUAUCCUUCUGGCAGUGUGGGAAGGUGCCGCAUACACUGGUGACAGGACGCUACCAGUCAGAAGUUCUUUGUGACUGACACCCAAGUAUCUGACAGCCUGUACGACUUCAUCACCUACUAUUGGGAGACGCCACUGAGGUCCCACGGACCUGAGAUAAGGCUGACAGAACCGGUGCCUUGGUCCAGCACUCACACCAACACACGGUGCCGCGGGACGGCACCAGAAGGACAAGUCCAGAUCCAGCACCAUCUACGUCAGGGCCAGAGGGAAGAACUGCUCAGCAUGGCAAGAGUUACAUUUAAUAAGGCACUUAACCAAGUGCACGUUGUUCAAGUUCAUUGCCCACAAUAAAAGUUUUUGUUCUGCACUAA